Molecule: messenger RNA, 1801 nt
Organism: Peromyscus eremicus (cactus mouse)
Lineage: Eukaryota; Metazoa; Chordata; Mammalia; Rodentia; Cricetidae
Product: carcinoembryonic antigen-related cell adhesion molecule 1-like
Exons: 8
Coding region: 2-1801 (599 amino acids)
Source: RefSeq, a predicted model, not a curated record
UAUGGAGCUCACUUCAGCCCCUCUCCACAAAGGACAGGUCUUUUGGAGGGGACUCCUGCUUACAGUCUCUCUUUUAACCUCCUGGACCUCUCCCACCGCUGCCCAAUACAUCACUCUUGAAGCAGUUCCACCCAUUGUUGCUGUAGGGAAUGACGUUCUUCUAGUUGUCCACGGUCUGCCCUUGCAGUUCACUCGCUUUUACUGGUACGAGGAAAAAAACUCUGUGAAGCACGUUAUAGCCACAAUUACUCUUCAACCAACUUUAAUAGUACCUGAGCCUCAAUACCGUGAUAAAAUGACAAUGUACAAAAAUGGAUCCCUGCUCAUCAGGAAUGUCAGUAAGGAUGACACAAGAGGCUACAAAGCAACGAUGACGAAUCUAUACUCUGUUGAUACAAAUCUAUCCGUGGACUUUCAAGUAUACUAUGCAGUGACUAAACCCUCCAUCCCAGUCAACAAAACCAUAGAAAAAGACCUGGUCUCUGUGUUCCUGAAGUGCCCGUCAAUUGACAUUGAUAACUCCAUCAGUUGGUAUUUCAAAGGCCAGAGUCUGAGGAUCAUGAAUAGGAUGACACUGACCCAGAACAACAGCAGCCUCCAAAUAUUUCCUGCCAGCAGGCAGGAUUCAGGGGAUUAUCAGUGUGAGUUAUCCAAUCCACUCGAUUCCAAGAUGAGUGACCCAUUCCAGCUGGAUGUAAUAGAACCAGUGAUUAAACCCUCCAUCCAAGUAACCAACAAUACAGUGAAAGACCUGAUCUCUGUGUUCCUGACCUGCUUGUCAAAUGACACUGGGAUCUCCAUCCAUUGGUUCUUCAAAGGCCAGAUUGUGGAGCUCACAGACAGUAUGAGGCUGUCUGAAAACAACCAUACCCUCCUAAUAUACUCUGUGAAGUUUGAGCAUUCUGGGGACUAUCAGUGUGAAGUAUCCAAUCAAGUCAGUUCCAAGAGGAGUGACCCCAUCCAGCUGGACAUAAUACAACCAGUGACUAAACCCUCCAUCCAAUUCACCAAUACCACAGUUAAAGACCUGACCUCUGUGAUCCUGAAGUGCUUGACAAACGACACUGGGAUCUCAAUCCAUUGGCUCUUCAAAGGUCAGAGUCUGAGAAUCACGAAUAGCAUGAGGCUGUCCCCGAACAACAGCACCCUGGAAAUAGUCUCUGCCAGGAUUGAGCAUUCUGGGAACUAUCAGUGUGAAGUAUCCAAUCAAGUCAGUUCCAAGAGGAGUGACCCCAUCCAGCUGGACAUAAUACAGCCAGUGACUACACCCUCCAUCCAAGUCACCAACAACACAGUCAAAGAUUUUAUCUCUGUGUUUCUGACCUGCUUGUCAAACGACACUGGGAUCUCUAUCCAUUGGUUCUUCAAAGGCCAGAGUGUGGAGCUCAAAGACAGGAUGCAUCUGUCCCAGAACAACAGCACCCUCCAAAUAUACUCUGUGAGGAUUGAGGAUUCUGGGGACUAUCAGUGUGAAGUAUCCAAUCAAGUCAGUUCCAAGAGGAGUGACCCCAUCCAGCUGGACAUAAUACGUGAACAUCGACCUUCAUUAAGGGCUAUUAUUGGCAUUGUUGCCCAAUGUCUGAUGGGGCUGAUUGCAAUAAUAUUUGUACUGUUUUUCCUGUGGCGCAGCCGUCAUGGCAGGGAGCUACAAAUUGAGAACAAUGUUAAACAGAUGGACAAUGAGCCAAGCAACCUCAAUGAGCCAACCAACACCAAUGAGCCAACCAAACUCAAUGAAACCUCAAAAGCAUCCUUAAAUGUGAAACCUCAAAAGGAAAAGAAGAAAAAAGUAAAUUCUUAA